This is a messenger RNA of Aethalodelphis obliquidens (Pacific white-sided dolphin), 5999 nucleotides long. RefSeq names its product zinc finger protein 74 (gene ZNF74). The record is from RefSeq and is a predicted model, not a curated record. Gene Ontology annotation, biological process: regulation of DNA-templated transcription. Gene Ontology annotation, cellular component: nucleus. NCBI's taxonomy places the organism in Eukaryota, Metazoa, Chordata, Mammalia, Artiodactyla, Delphinidae.
AAAAAAACCUACAUCUGAUCAGAACCCCCUCUGCCCUCACCCUCCAACCCAAGGGCUCCUCUCCACUCCCUGCAGAGCCUGGGCUCUGGGCCUGCCCCCAGGGACACGCCCCCUCCUGCCCAUCAUGCCAACAGCUUCCUGCCUCAGGGCCAGUGUGUGUCCUGCUCCUUGAUCCUCAGGUCACAGAUACCACUGCCACCACCAACCAUACCUCGCCUCCGGCCCCCAAGAAGGUGUAAAGGGGAAAACUCAGUGUGUUCCUUCCUGUGUAGGAAAAAACCCAGUUGUUCCCGACUUGUCUUUCUUCCCUGUGUAUUCCCUUCCCUUCACAGACAACACUUCACUUCUGACGCUUCUGGUCACCAAAUGCGUGGAGGAUUUUCCCCAUGAUAACAAUUAAGUUUCCGACCCCAGUAGGGUGUCUGAGGAUUCGACUGGAUUCUGACACUGUCUACCCCAGGGUGGCAUCACACCCCACAGGUUAAGGGCUCAGGCCCACAAGAACAUUCCCCCCGCCAUGUCCCUGACCCCCUUCAGAAGCCUGGGUUUCUGACCGAAUUAGAAGUUCCCACGACCCUCUCCUCAGGAUCGAUUAACUUCUCAAUUUUGAAAAGCGAGGGUCUUAGUGGAAGGCCCCUGGAUGCCACGGCCCCUCCUGCCCUGGACUGCACAGGGCACUCGCUCCCUUCUUCGAGCUGGAUAGCCGCUCAGUACCUGCCACCCUGGCCUUGGGUCCCCACCCAGCAAGGCCUGGGAGUGAGCAGCCACAUUUUCCAGCCCUGUGGCGUCCCACCCUCGUCCUUGUUUCUGUGCCCAUAGCACCCGGGGCCUCACCAUGGAGGUUCCCAGCCAGGCCCAGUAGGGGUCUCACCUUCCCAGAACUCCAGGACCCUCAGGGUGGCCGCCUCUCUACCCAUUAUGGGGAGGCUGGGGAGUCUGCAGACCCCUCCCCCCAAACCCCACCCUCACUCUACCCCACCCCAUCCCCCCUCUGUCAGAAGAAAGGGCCAGGGGCCGAGUGCAGGAGCUGGGCCUUCCUGAGGGCCCCUUCCCUCCAGUUCUGGGUGGUCCCAAGCAAAGGAAUCCAUCUUCCCAGCAGAGAAAUGGACCCACUCCCAUCCCUGGGGAUGGGACAACUGGUAGGUCAAGUGUCAGGACCCAGCAGGUGCCCGUGGGGCCCUGUCCCUCUCACACAGAGGUCACUCACCCUUAAUGUUCCACACUUACCCAACCUAAACUCUCCACACUCACCCCACCAGGCGUGCGCACACACACAUCACACACCUCACACACACACACACCACACAUACCACACACAUCACACACAUCACACCACACACACACACACCACACAUCACACACACACCACACAUAUCACACACACACCCCGAGAUGCAAGCGCUUUCCACAGCAAUGGGGGAGAGGGGGCGGGGCCAGAGCGCAAGGUCGCUGGCGCCUUAACUACACUUCCCAGAAGACUGUGCUACACGGUCGUCCGUGCUAGACGUCAGAGCGGCUCCGGCCCCGAUGCCCUCUGGGAAAUGCAGUCCACCCCUGCGCGGCGCAAAAGAUCCCGGGAGUUGUAGUGCCCGUCUGGUCUGCGCAGGCGCACGUCUGGCGACGGUCGCCCGAGCUCUUUUGUGGCGGCGGCCGUCUUGUGUGAGGUGGGUGAGCUCGUCCGCGCGUCCGGCCGGCCGUCGGUUCGUCAGCCCGUCCGCCCCAGGCCUGUGUGCCGCCUCCGCGACUCCCAGCGCCGGGCGGCAGAGCCCGAGGCCUGGCCGGCCCGCGCGGGCCCGGACAACGUCGGUGACGGGCUGGUGGGGCAAGCGAUGGGGCGAGAGCACAGCCCGGGGCGCGGGGCGCCUGCGGAGCCCGCCUGACCCCGACCCGGGGCGCGGGCCGCCCCCGCGGGGCUGCGCGAGGGUUCUGAGCCCCGGGAGGUGGACCCGCCCCGCCCCCGCCCGGGGCGGCCGCCAAAGGAGGGGGCCAUGGAGGCCCCGGAGCCCCGGGAGGCAGCUCCGUCCUCUCAGGACCCUGUUCUUCCCCUCAAAGAGAUUCCAGAAGAUAAAUUGAGUCAGGGUCUCCUGGAAGGCAGGUCCGAGGAGUUGGUGACUUUCAAGGACGUGGCCGUGGACUUCACCCAGGAGGAGUGGGGACAGCUGGACUCCCCUCAGAGGGCCCUGUACCGGGACGUGAUGCUGGAGAACUACCAGAACCUUCUUGCCCUGGGGCCUCCCGUCUGCAAGCCAGAUGUAAUCUCUCACCUGGAACGAGGCGAGGAGCCAUGGUGGGCGCCUAGAGCUGUCCCUGGAGGGGCUGGUCCAGAUCUCAGCCCUGAGCCCCAGCGCCGCACCUCCGCCUGCUCUCAGAAGGUAGUAUCUCCAUUUCUUACAGAACCAGAAUGGGAGCCGGGGCCUGAGGUGGAGGAGCCAUGGUCUCAGCAGCUGUGCGUUUACAAAGAAGAACCGUCAUGGGAGCUGAUCGCAGGUGGGCUGGCGAGGUCCGGUCUCCACAGCCCCGGUCCUGGUGACAGGGGCGCCCAGGGGGCCCUGGCGACUGCUCUGUCACAAUGUGAGGCCGCCAGCACCAGGGACGGUCCCACAGAGGAGCACCGAUGGGGCCAUGUGGUGUCUGAGGAGGCUCUUGGCCGGAGGUGUGCCCUCCUGGCCCAGCCCAGCCUUCCCGCAGAAGGAGCCUCUCCGGACGGCUGCGUGGGGAGCGUGCAGUCCAGCAGAGUCAGGCAUCGGAGCCCGGGUGCCGGGAGCGGCCCGUUCACGUGUGGCGAGUGCGGCAAGGCCUUCCAGCGAAGCGCGGCCCUGGCACUGCACCGGCGGUGGCACGCGCGAGAGAAGGCCUACAAGUGCGGUGAGUGUGGCAAGGCCUUCACCUGGAGCACCAACCUCCUGGAGCACCGGCGUGUCCACACCGGCGAGAAGCCCUUCCUCUGCGGCCAGUGCGGCAAGGCCUUCAGCUGCCACUCAUCCCUUAACGUGCACCGGCGCGUCCACACGGGCGAGCGGCCCUACAAGUGCGGCGCCUGUGACAAGGCCUUCAGCUGCAGCUCGCUGCUCGGCAUGCACCUGCGUGUCCACACCGGUGAGAGGCCCUACCGGUGCGGCGAGUGCGGCAAGGCCUUCAACCAGCGGACACACCUGACGCGGCACCGCCGGAUCCACACUGGUGAGAAGCCCUACCGGUGCGGCGCGUGCGGCCGGGCCUUCGCCUGCCACUCAUCCCUGACGGUGCACGAGAAGCUCCACAGCGGGGACAAGCCCUUCCAGUGCGGCGACUGCCAGAAGGCCUUCAGCAGCCGCUCCCGCCUGACGCUGCACCAGCGUGCCCACACGGGCGAGAAGCCCUUCAAGUGCAGCCAGUGCGGCAAAGCCUUCAGCUGCCACUCGUACCUGGUGGUGCACCAGCGCGUCCACAGUGGCGAGAAGCCCUUCCGCUGCAACGAGUGCGGCAAGGCCUUCAGCUCCCACUCCUACCUGAUUGUGCAUCAGCGCGUCCACACCGGCGAGAAGCCCUUCGACUGCAGCCGCUGCUGGAAGGCCUUCAGCUGCCACUCGUCGCUCAUCGUGCACCAGCGCGUCCACACCGGGGAGAAACCCUAUAAGUGCGGCCAGUGCGGCCGGGCCUUCAGCCAGAAUCACUGUCUCAUUAAACAUCAAAAGACCCACUCCGCGGAGAAGCCCUUUAAGUGUCAUGAGUGCGGCGAGGUGUUCGGCUGGAGCGGCCCCCUGGCAGAGCACCGCAGGCUGCACAGCAGGGAGAAGCCCUUUGCCGUCCAGUUCGACAAGCGCUUGCUGAGCACUUACUGCAUGCCUGGCAGCCUACUGGGUACAGGGGGCUCCGGCGGGAGCAGUGUGGGCCCUGUUGAUGCCCUAGGCGUGGCUGAGCUCCUGGGCGUGGUCCCACCCUUGGCCGGAAAGUUCCCCGUGGGCAGCAACCCCAGAAAUUAACUCAUGUGUGCGAGAGACACCCACCUGCCCACCCGGAAACACCCCUUAAGGCUGUCACCUCCUGGGAAGGGAUCCACCGUAGGAGAGGAGAAUUGAGCACGUUUGAGGAUGUACUGUCUUCCUGGUUUUUUUUUUCCGGUCUUUUCUUUGAUGGGUUUGGAAGUCACUGAGGGGGGACAGAUCUUCCCUGCAUAUGAAAAGAAGGUAUGUCAGUCAUGUGUCCUUGGACAGCCUCUUGGUGUGAUUUCGAUCUGGAAUUUCCUUUGUAAACUCUUACGUUUAGAAUGAUAAUUAAAAAAAAAACUGAAUUAUGAACAGUAUUACUUUUAAGUGAACGUUAUAUUCCAGGAGAGGAGAAUAAGCUCAGGUGGUAGGCAUUUGGGAAAAAGCAAAUUUCCUGGACUCGCUUCACUCACAUAGCUCUGCUGCAGAGUCACGUUGUUAGUCAUGCUGUUAGCGCAGCUGUCUUGGAACCUGGCCCAGCAUCCACAUAGCCGGGUCCUAACAUGCCAGCCUCAUGCCUGGCCACCUCGUCCAUGCUGGAAGCUGGAAGGACACAGGGGUGUGCCUCCAGGGUGCAGUGUUGGCACACAGGUGUCUGGAAGCACACCUCCACCCCGGCUGGCAAGGCCACCUGCAGGGCCGCUCAGGUACCACGUAGCUCAGCCCUGUGAGAGGAGCUGGGCCCCGUGCUCCCCGGAGAAGGAAAAAGACGGUGUUCAUCUGGGACUCAUGGCAUUUCUGCUCAGUUCUAAGCAGAUAUAAGCUGCCUUCUCAGUGAUGAUACUUCACAUUUGUAUAAAGUGCUAGAGUUUAUGAAAUGCUUUUUAGUAUACUUUUUAAACUAUGGAGGCAAAAUAACCACUUUACAGAAAAUACAGAAUUAAGGGGAAAAUACCCAUAAUUCUUAAUAAAAUUGCAUUUCGCACUUCGGUACGUUACCUUCUGCUUUUUGAUAUUGCAUUUUUACAUUAAACACGGUGUAUACAGUCAACAUUCUAAUCUUUUUCCCCUGCUUACCUGCAUAGCAGGACUUCUUUUUCCCGCAGAGCCUCACUGUCUUUGGAGCUGUCCUUCUGGAUGGGGGCGAGAUGUUCUAUUAGCUGUUUUUUUGUUGGAUGCAGAAGUUAUUUCCAAGUUUUCACUGUUACAAGUCAUUCUUCAUAUAGCAUCUUUUUGCAUUAUCCUUCUUUAGCGUUGUCUUAGAGUAGAUUUCUAGAAGUGAGAGUUUUGAGAUAAAGGAAAUGAACAGCCUAAGGCAUCGUUUUAGUAUAUUUUUGGUUGUGUGAUAACAAAAGUAAUACCAUCUCAGUGUGAGGAGAACCGACAGUAGUUGUCAGGCGCGUCCAGGUCCCGGAGGCCGACGCUGCUCCGAGCUGGGUCCAGACGGGCUUGCUUCUGGGUGCCAGGGCGAUGAUCCCAGGUGUCCACCCCCAUCGUUCCUCCAGCGUCCUUGGGGCUGGUCUCAGGCCCUUCCUCCAUGACAAAUAGGGAAAGUUCUAUUGGACAACUGCAUUGGCAAAAGAUAGAUAAAAUCUCGGUUUGAUUCAUUUUCAUACUCAUUUUUCCUAUUUUAAAAGAAAUUCAAAUGCAAACAUCUUGGGGGACCCCGGACACCACACCUGCUGUCUGCCUGGCGGGGCUGUUAACGCCCUCAGCUGAGAGCAGCACCUUGCUCUUUGAUAACCGGUGAGGUUGAAAUGGAAUGUGUUCUUAUUGUUGGUCUUCUUGAAAACUGUUUGAAAUACCCUUUGGCCCCCUUCCAUUGAAGUCUCGAUGUUCUUUUAUUUACAUAUAAACUUUGUUUUCUGAUCAUACACGUAAUACAUGUAUAUUGAAGAAAUUUGGGGGAAAAAAUCAAUUUUAUAAGAAUUAAAAUGACCCUUAGAAUCAGUUCACAGGUCAUGACCUGGAGAUGGAUUUCUUUCUGUUUUUUUCCUCUGCGUGUAUACACGUCUUUUUUUUUUUUACAAAAAAAGUGUAAAGGGCUGUAUUAUAGGCAAAAUUAUUUAAGUCAAUAAAUAAAUUUUUAAGGAA